AUUCUUCUCUAUUUACUUACAAUAUAAAUGAAUUUCUUAAAGCAUCAACACGAUCAUUCUUCAUCAUCUCAUUGGGAUAUUAUGAAUCAAGAAUUACAAGAACCUGUCCCAUUUGAAGAUUUCGAAUUUAGUUUUGGCUUGGAUCCUGAUUUUUCUAUACCUGUUCCUCUUGAUAUGCCACCCCCUCUUACUACUUCAAUAACAAAUUCAUCAUCAUCAUCAUCAACAACUUCAUCAUCAACAUCAUCAUCAUCCUUAUCAGGUGAUCCAAUGCUAUCUGAAGAAAUUUUUUCUUUUGAUUCGUUUUUACCACAAAAUGUCCAGUCUGUUCUAGAUGAACAAGAUCAAAAGACUUUUUCGAGUUUCUUGGAUACUUUUAUUAUGGAUCAACUACCCAUUCAGCCUCCGACCGAUUUUGAUACCACUACCACCAUUCAUCCUUAUAUGAUGCCUUCAUCAUCACCAUCAUCAUCAAAUCAUACCAAUCCAUCACAAUCAAUAAAAGAAAAUGAAAUUGAUAUUGAAGAAGAGCGACGGAAUUCCAUUUUACAAUCAUUAGAUCAUCAAAAACAAAAGUUACACGAACGUUUGAAUUUCUUGGCCUCUACAGCAUCUUCUACUCCUAUUAACUCCAUCAACACUACUACUACUACAACUACUACUACAACUACUGCUACUACUAGCAAUACUAUCAGCAAUAGAGAUCAUUCUGCUGGUAAAAAAAGAAAAUCAUCUGUCUUAUCUACGAUACCAUCUUAUAAAAAACCAAAACAAACACAUAAAGAACUAUUGACGGAAGAAGAAAAAAGAGCAAAUCAUAUCGCCUCAGAACAAAAACGACGUAGUACCAUCCGCUCUGGGUUUAAAGAAUUGACAGAUAUCAUUCCUACCUUGAAAAAUAUUCAUCAUUCCAAAAGUACCGUGUUAUUCAAAGCCGUGGACUUCAUCAAGUAUCUGGAUCGUAGAAAUAAAAGCAAAAGAGAAAAAAUCAAGGCAUUGGAACUUCGUCUUGCCAUGAAGAGAUCCAAACCAGACUCCACCACUACGACUAAAUCUAUGAUUACUUCUCCUCGAUCUACCGAUAGUGAUACUUCCAUGACAUUAUUACCUCCUUUAUUAAAACAACCUCAUGAUGUAUCCUCAUCACAGUCAACCGUAUCAUCAGCAUCUUCAGCAUCGUCAUCGUCAUCACAAAUACCUUGUCCUGAUUUCCCUCCUAGUGUAUCAGCUGCUCUAUUGGCCCAUAAAUCUCAACAACAACAGUUAUUACAAUUACAAGAACAAUUACAACUACAUCAACGUCUUUUGGCCCGACAACAAGAAAUGAAAGAAAAAGCUAUUCAAGCCGCUACUGGCACGUUAUUACCUCCAUUACGUACUCCAUCAUCCAAAAAUAAACAAGGGUUCCGUGCCGUUGUACGCCAUGACCCUGAAGAUGACCCAUUCUAUCAACCCACAUUAUCUACAUAAAAUACAU
Molecule: messenger RNA, 1477 nt
Organism: Halteromyces radiatus
Lineage: Eukaryota; Fungi; Mucoromycota; Mucoromycetes; Mucorales; Cunninghamellaceae
Exons: 2
Coding region: 28-1470 (480 amino acids)
Biological process (GO): regulation of transcription by RNA polymerase II
Molecular function (GO): protein dimerization activity; DNA-binding transcription factor activity, RNA polymerase II-specific; RNA polymerase II cis-regulatory region sequence-specific DNA binding
Source: RefSeq, a predicted model, not a curated record